This is a messenger RNA of Bombina bombina (fire-bellied toad), 14111 nucleotides long. It is a transcript of the gene WDFY3, whose product is annotated as WD repeat and FYVE domain containing 3. The record is from RefSeq and is a predicted model, not a curated record. NCBI's taxonomy places the organism in Eukaryota, Metazoa, Chordata, Amphibia, Anura, Bombinatoridae. Gene Ontology annotation, molecular function: metal ion binding; protein binding. Bases 586 to 11181 code for a protein of 3531 amino acids. The transcript is spliced from 67 exons.
AUGAAAGAUUAAAAAUGGCCACCAGUAGCUACUGGAAAAAGCAACAACUCCUGACUUUCCGGGAUGGUGCGACUGUCCUGUGUGGUCAGCAUUGAUGGCAGGAGAGGGGGCAAGGGAAGGGAAAAAACAGCAGCUGGCACUUGUGUUCCUGUGGACAGGAUCGACCAACCCAGCACCCUCACACAGACUGGAUAACACUGGCUCAUACCCCUCCUCUCCUCUUUUCUCACCUUGGCACCUCAUCUGAAAAAUUGUACAUUUUUUUUUAAUAUAUAUUUUCUCCGUGGGAUAUAAUUGAAGGGAUUAUGUAAAUAAGAACAUGUCAGGAGGUUCAGUCUUGUUGCAUUAAAGGAGAAGGAAGCAAAUAAAGAGGAAUAAAAAAAAAAAAAGCAAGAAUCAUCCAUCCUCUGCAACCUCUUUUGGCUGAGUGGAUGCAUUUUUCUAGAAGGUGAGCAAAGCUGAACAAAGUACUGACAUCCCCACUGUCAGAUGAUGCUGCUGCACUGCUUGUCUUCUGGAUAAAAAAUAAUAAUCUUGCUCCAGACCUAAUAUACAAGACGACGGUGUGGCGUUAAGGCUGCAAACAUGAAUAUGGUGAAGAGAAUCAUGGGCCGGCCUCGGCAGGAGGAGUGCAGCCCGCAAGAUAAUGCUUUGGGCUUAAUGCACUUAAGGCGCCUUUUUGCUGAACUUUGUCACCCUGCUCGUCACAUGACACAGAAGGAACAGGAAGAGAAACUUUAUAUGAUGUUGCCAGUCUUCAACAGGGUAUUUGGAAGUGCGCCACCUAGCUCAAUGACAGAGAAGUUUUCUGACCUUCUGCAGUUUACAACUCAAGUUUCACGAUUGAUGGUGACUGAGAUACGAAGAAGGGCAUCCAACAAAUCUACUGAGGCCGCUAGUCGGGCGAUUGUUCAGUUUCUGGAGAUCAACCAGAGUGAAGAAACCAGUCGUGGUUGGAUGCUACUGACGGUGAUCAACCUGUUAGCGUCGUCAGGACAGAAAACUGUGGACUGCAUGACGACUAUGUCCGUACCUUCCACGCUCAUUAAAUGUCUGUACUUGUUCUUUGACCUUCCACAUGUGCCUGAGGUACCUGGAGGAGCGGAGAACGAGCUGCCCUUGCCUGAGCGCAGAGCGUUACUUCAGAAAGUAUUUGUACAGAUUCUUGUGAAGCUUUGUAACUUCGUGUCUCCAGCAGAGGAGUUGGCUCAGAAGGAUGACCUUCAACUUCUCUUCAGUGCAAUAACCUCUUGGUGCCCACCUUACAACCUUCCAUGGAGGAAAAGUGCAGGUGAAGUGCUAAUGACCAUCUCACGGCAUGGACUUAGCCUGAAUGUGGUUAAGUACAUACACGAAAAAGAAUGCCUAGCCACAUGCGUGCAGAACAUGCAGCAGUCAAACGAUCUGUCCCCUCUGGAAAUUGUGGAGAUGUUUGCCGGCCUUUCCUGUUUCCUCAAAGACUCCAGUGAUGUAUCUCAAACACUGCUUGAUGACUUCAGGACCUGCCAAGGAUACGUCUUCCUCUCUGACCUGCUACUGAGGCUCGAGCAAGCAAAAGAAAAUGAAUCCAAAGAUGCUCUGAAGGACUUGGUUAAUCUAAUUACUUCUUUAACAACAUAUGGCGUCAAUGAACUGAAACCAGCUGGUUUAACAACAGGGGCACCAUUUCUUCUGCCAGGUUUUGCUGUCCCGCAGCCUACAGGAAAAGGUUUAAGUGUCCGGAACAUCCAAGCCUUCUCUGUCCUACAGAAUGCAUUUCUGAAAGCAAAAACCAGCUACCUUGCCCAGAUUAUUCUUGAUGCCAUCACCAAUAUUUACAUGUCAGACAACGCAAACUACUUUAUUUUGGAGUCCCAGCACACGUUGUCUCAGUUUGCAGAGAAGAUUGCCAAGCUGCCUGAUGUACAAGUGAAGUACUUUGAGAUGCUUGAGUUUGUGGUGUUUAGCUUGAACUAUAUCCCUUGCAAGGAACUUAUCAGCGUGAGCAUCCUUUUAAAGUCCAACACCUCAUUUUCCUGCAGCAUCAUUGCCACAAAGACUCUGCUGAAAUUCAUACGUCACCACCACAUUUUUAAAGAUGUUUUUAAAGAGGUGGGACUGCUGGAAGUGAUGGUCAACCUUCUACACAAGUAUGCUGCUGUACUGAAAGAUCCUACUCAGGCAUAUAUUGAUCAAGGAUGCACAAUUGUAAUACAGUCUACAGAGGACCAAAGGCAGCUGGCAUUAGUGGUCAUGGAGACUUUAACUGUUCUACUACAAGGAUCAAAUACAAAUGCAGGUGUUUUUAGAGAGUUCGGAGGUGCUCGCUGUGUGCACAACAUUGUGAAGUACCCCCAGUGCCGUGAACAUGCACUUAUGGUUAUCCAACAACUGAUGUUGUCCCCAAGUGGGGAUGAUGACAUGGGGACACUAUUGGGGCUUAUGCAUUCAGCGCCAUCUACUGAGCUACAGCUUAAAACAGACAUUUUGAGGGCGCUUCUUGUUGUUCUUCGUGAGAGUCAUCGGACUAGGACAGUUUUUCGGAAAGUUGGUGGGUUUGUUUACGUUACCUCUCUUCUGGUUGCAAUGGAGAAGUCUCUUGGUUGUCCUUCAAGGAAUGGUUGGGAGAAGGUGAAUCAGAAUCAAGUGUUCGAACUGUUGCAUACGGUCUUCUGUACGCUGACAGCAGCCAUGCGUUAUGAACCUGCCAAUUCUCAUUUCUUCAGAACUGAGAUCCAAUAUGAAAAAUUGGCUGAUGCUAUUCGGCUGCUUGGUUGUUUUUCAGAAACCAGGAAAAUCAGGCCUUCAAAUGUCUUCCCGUCCAAUAAUCAACCUUUUCAAAGACUCUUGGAGGAAGACUUGGUGCAAUUGGACUCUGUUUGUCCUGUGCUGAGGCACUGCAGCAAACUCUUUGUCUAUCUCUAUAAAGUUGCUACAGACUCAUUUGACAGUCAUGCAGACCAGGUUCCUCCUUGCUUGACAAAUGAGACUUCUCUCCCCUCACCUUGGGGCACGCCAGCUUUAUCCCGGAAAAGACAUGCUUACCAUGCCGUCUCCUCGUCCGCUCUGAUCCCCCCUAAAAACAUUGCUGAUAUGAAACAUACCGGAACAUCUUCUCUUGCAACUUCUGAUGCAAUCGUAAUACAUCCUGGAGCCAUGCUAUCUAUGCUUGACCUUUUGGCGUCAGUUGACUCGGACAGCCAGCCAGAACAUGCACUUGACCUUCAGCUGGCAAUUGCAAAUAUUUUACAAUCAUUGGUGCAUACAGAAAGAAACCAACAGAUUAUGUGUGAAGCAGGUCUUCAUGCACGGUUGCUGCAUAGAUGUAGCGCAGCUCUAGCAGAUGAAGAUCACUCAUUACACCCUCCUCUUCAGAGAAUGUUUGAAAGACUUGCUUCUCAAGCAUUGGAGCCCAUGGUGCUGAGAGAGUUUCUCCGUCUUGGAAACCCUUUAAAUUGUGCUGCCUGGGACAAAAGGCAAUUAAAGCAAUACAGAGUGCACAAGCCCAGCUCAUUGAGUUAUGAGCCAGAAAUGAGAAGUAGCAUGAUUAUGUCAACAGAAGGCCUAGGCUCAGACAGCGUGUUUUGCGUCAAUGAAGAUAACCAUUACAGAAUAAGCCGUAGCUUGGUAAAGUCAGCAGAAGGAAGCACAGUACCUCUGACCCGAGUAAAGUGCUUGGUUUCCAUGACAACCCCCCAUGACAUCAGACUUCAUGGAUCAUCUGUCACCCCAGCCUUUGUUGAGUUUGAUACAUCCUUAGAAGGCUUUGGAUGCCUUUUCUUGCCAAGUUUGGCACCUCAUAAUGCCCCUACCAGUAAUGCUGUCACUACAGGUCUUAUUGACGGAGCUGUUCUCAGUGGCAUAGGAACAGGUGAACGUCUGUUUCCCCCACCUUCUGGGCUAACCUUUUCAACCUGGUUUUGCAUAGAGCAUUUUAGCACCAGCCCAAAUAACCACCCUGUCCGGCUUCUGACCAUAGUAAGACGGGCCAACUCUUCUGAGCAACAUUUUGUGUGCCUGGCGGUUGUCCUCUCAGCAAAAGACAAAUCCCUAAUGGUGUCCACAAAAGAAGAACUGCUUCAGAAUUAUGUGGAUGACUUCAGCGAGGAGUCGUCCUUCUAUGAGAUCCUGCCUUGCUGUGCUCGGUUCCGCUGCAGUGAGCUUAUAUUGGAAGGGCAGUGGCAUCACAUGGUGCUGGUAAUGAGUAAAGGGAUGCUAAAGAACAGCACAGCAGCGCUCUACAUAGACGGGCAGCUCGUCAACACAGUAAAGCUUCAUUAUGUGCAUAGUUCUCCGGGGGGCUCAGGAUCAACCAACCCACCAGUGGUUAGUACUGUUUAUACCUACAUCGGGACCCCACCAGCUCAACGCCAGCUAUCCUCCCUGGUUUGGCGUCUGGGACCAACCCACUUUCUAGAGGAAGUUCUGACUGCUGCCAGCGUUAGUGUCAUAUAUGAACUGGGACCAAAUUAUGUUGGAAGCUUCCAAGCUGUGUGCACACCAUGCAAAGAUUCAAAGUCUGAAUCAGGCAAUUCAUCUCUAGUGUCUUUAGUACCAGAAGAGAAAGUUUCCUUUGGACUCUAUGCACUUUCAGUAUCUUCACUUACAGUGGCGAGAAUCAGAAAAGUUUAUAACAAGCUAGAUAGCAAAGCCAUUGCAAAACAGUUGGCUAUAUCGUCACAUGAAAAUGCGACUCCGGUGAAGCUGCUGCAUAACUCUGCUGGGCACUUAAAUGGACCUGCGCGGACAAUAGGCGCUGCACUCAUUGGUUAUUUAGGGGUGAGAACGUUUGUCCCAAAGCCAGUAGCUACCACUUUACAAUAUAUCGGAGGUGCGGCCGCCAUACUUGGCCUUGUUGCCAUGGCGUCUGAUGUUGAAGGAUUGUACGCAGCUGUCAAAGCACUCGUGUGUGUAGUAAAGAGCAACCCACUCGCCAGCAAAGAGAUGGAAAGAAUUAAAGGCUACCAGCUGUUAGCAAUGUUGCUAAAGAAAAAGCGGGGUCUCCUGAACAGCCAUAUUCUGCACUUGACCUUUUCAUUGGUUGGAACUGUUGACAGUGGACAUGAAACAUCCAUUAUACCCAACUCUACAGCUUUCCAGGACCUGCUUUGUGACUUUGAGGUCUGGCUUCACGCUCCAUAUGAACUGCACCUUUCCCUCUUUGAACAUUUUAUUGAGCUUCUAACAGAAUCAAGCGAGGCUGCAAAGAACGCCAAACUUAUGAGGGAAUUUCAGCUGAUCCCAAAGCUCCUACUGACCUUGCGGGAUAUGUCUCUAUCUCAGCCGACUAUUGCUGCUAUCAGUAAUGUGUUAAGCUUCCUACUGCAGAGUUUCCCAAAUCCGAAUGACCUUCUGAGGUUCGGUCAAUUCAUCUCUUCAACAUUACCUACGUUUGCUGUGUGUGAGAAGUUUGUAGUCAUGGAAGUAAAUAAUGACGAAAAACUUGAGCCAGGAACAGAAGAUGAUUUUGGGGGACUUGUAUCAGCAAAUCUUAUCCUCCUACGGAACAGACUGUUGGAUAUGCUUCUUAAACUUUUGUAUACAACAAAGGAAAAGACCUCUGUAAAUUUGCAAGCAUGUGAAGAACUGGUUAAGACUCUUGGUUUUGAUUGGAUUAUAAUGUUCAUGGAAGAACACCUGCACUCUACCACAGUGACCGCCGCCAUGAGGAUUCUUGUAGUGUUGCUGAGCAACCAGCCAAUUCUCAUUAGAUUCAAGGAAGGAGUUAGUGGAGGAGGGUGGCUGGACCACACUGACUCUGUGUUGACCAAUAAGAUUGGAACGGUGCUAGGUUUUAACGUUGGAAGGAGUGCGGGUGGGAGAUCAACACUCAGGGAAAUUAACCGUGACGCCUGUCAUUUCCCUGGCUUUCCAGUUCUUCAGUCACUUCUUCCAAAGCACACUAAUGUACCAGCGCUGUAUUUUCUACUCAUGGCGCUGUUCCUCCAGCAGCCAGUCACUGAACUGCCUGAAAACUUGCAGGUCAGUGCACCUGUCACCAGCAACCGAAGUAUCCGCAGUUGUCAGUUUGAUUUGGACUCCAUCUGGACGUUUAUCUUUGGGGUACCUGCAUCCAGUGGAAAUGUGUUCUCUUCCAUCCACAAUGUGUGCACUGAAGCUGCUUUACUCCUCCUGGGAAUGCUUAGAACCAUGCUGAAUUCUCCAUGGCAAUCUGAAGAAGAGGGAUCCUGGCUUCGGGAAUACCCAGUCACACUUAUGCAGUUUUUUCGUUAUUUGUAUCACAAUGUUCCAGAUCUCACACCUAUGUGGAUUAGCCCAGAGUUCCUUUGUGCAUUGGCAGCGUCUGUUUUCCCUUUCAACAUUCGACCCUAUUCUGAAAUGGUCACUGACCUUGAUGAUGAAGUGGGGUCUCCUGCUGAAGAGUUCAAGGCACUAUCUUCAGACUCUGGCAUGAACAGGAGCCAAUCAGAAUACUGCAAUGUGGGCUCCAAGACUUACUUAACCAGCCAUCCUGCCAAGAAAUUUGUGUUUGAUUUCAUGCGUGUCCUGGUAAUAGAAAAUCUCUGCUUGACUCCGGCCAGCAAGCAAACUCCACUCAUAGACCAUCUUUUGGAGGCCUCUCCUGAGAGAUCCACACGAGCACAACAGAAGGAGUUUCAAACUUACAUACUUGACAGUGUAAUGGACCAUCUGCUUGCUGCUGAUGUUCUCCUAGGUGAAGACGCUUCUUUAGCAAUUACUACCGGGGGAAACUACCAGGUGUUGGUGAACAAUGUAUUUUAUUUCAUGCAGCGAGUCGUGGACAAACUUUGGCAGGGAAUGUUUAACAAGGAUUCCAAGCUCGUAGUUGACUGCAUAAUCCAACUCAUAUCACAGUCAAAGAGACGGUCUCAAGGUUUAUCACUGGAAGCCAUUUACAACUGCUUGAAUAGGACUAUCUUGUACCAGUUCUCAAGAGCACACAAAACCGUCCCACAGCAAGUUGCACUUCUAGAUUCUCUUCGGGUUCUUACAGUAAAUCGAAAUCUUAUUUUGGGUCCUGGAAAUCAUGACCAAGAGUUUAUUGCCUGCUUGGCUCACUGCUUGAUCAAUCUCUAUACAGGAAGCAGCCCUGAUGGCUUUGGUUUAGAAGCAGAGGCCCGGAUGACCACAUGGCACAUUAUGAUGCCAUCUGAUAUAGAUACGGAUGGGACCUACCAAGACAUCAGUGAAGGACGUCAGCUUCUCUUGAAAGCUGUCAACCGUGUUUGGAUUGAGUUGAUUCAUAGCAAGAAGCAGGUUUUGGAAGAGAUGUUCAAAGUGACAUUUCCUGCCAAUGAGAGAGGACACGUAGACAUUGCUGUUGUAAGACCUUUUAUUGAAGAUGCAACAUUACGCUGUUGGCAGAAUCACUUGGCUUAUGAAAAGAAAUGCAUCACUAAAGGAGAAGCUUUGGCCCCAAGUAAUCAGUCUAAGUUGUCCCGUGUCAGCAGUGGCUUUGGCCUUUCUAAAUUAACUGGAUCACGAAGAAACCGUAAGGAGAGCGGACUCAAUAAACAUAACCUCUCUACACAGGAAAUUUCCCAGUGGAUAUUCACUCACAUUGCAGUUGUACGGGACCUGGUAGACAUGCAGUAUAAAGAACACCAAGAGAGGCAGCAGAAUGCUUUGAAAUAUGUGACAGAGGAAUGGAACCAGAUUGAAUAUGAACUCCUGCGUGAGAGAGGGUUAUGGGGCCCCCUCAUUGGAUCUCACCUGGAUAAAUGGAUGCUCGAGAUGACUGAAGGACCGUGUAGAAUGAGGAAGAAGAUAGUGAGGAAUGAUAUGUUUUAUAUCCAUUACCCCUACGUUCCUGAUGUUGAGCAAGAGUCAAAUACACUAUCUGACUUUCCAUGUACCAUGCCUGAGACAUCUGAUGGAAUCUUCAUAUCUAACCAUGAAAAGAAACCAGCUCGUUACCGACGUGCUGUCAGCUAUGAUAGUAAAGAUUAUUACAUGCGCCUGAUGCCAGGGAACCCAGCAGUGUUCCAGGACACAGUCGAGGAAAGCUCUGAAGGGGAAGCGGCACAUCAUGAACCAGAACAUGGGGAAGAUACUAUUGCUAGAGUCAAAGGUCUGGUGAAAGCGCCUCUUAAGCGAUCACGGUCAGCUCCAGAUGGAGGGGAAGAGGAAAACCAAGAGCUUUUGGACCAGUUUUGUGAAGGCUCAUCAAUGGAUGAAGAGGAGAAAAUGGAUAGUACCACCCUACUGAGGUUACUUGAGGAAGGAGAAAAGAUUCAGCACAUGUAUCGCUGCGCUAGGGUGCAAGGAUUGGACACCAGUGAAGGCCUGCUUCUCUUUGGCAAAGAACAUUUUUAUGUGGUUGAUGGGUUUACAUUGACUCUCACUAGGGAGAUCCGGGAUAUUGAAACAUUACCGGCAAACAUGCAUGAGCCAAUCAUACCUCGUGGUGCAAGACAGGGCCCCAGUCAACUGAAAAGAACGUGCAGCAUAUUUGCCUAUGAAGAUAUAAAAGAAGUGCAUAAAAGAAGAUAUUUGUUACAGCCUAUUGCUGUAGAGGUGUUUUCUGGGGAUGGACGGAAUUAUUUAUUAGCUUUUCAGAAAGGAGUAAGAAACAAAGUUUACCAAAGAUUUUUGGCUGUUGUUCCAUCUCUAACUGACAGCUCAGAAUCUGUUUCAGGACAGCGUCCAAACACCAGUGUUGAACAAGGUUCUGGACUCCUUAGCACCUUGGUCGGAGAAAAGUCUGUUACACAGAGAUGGGAGAGGGGAGAAAUCAGCAAUUUCCAGUAUUUGAUGCACUUAAACACUUUGGCUGGCAGAUCAUACAAUGAUCUCAUGCAAUACCCUGUUUUCCCAUGGAUCCUGGCAGAAUACGACUCUGAGGAGUUGGAUCUGACAAAUCCGAAGACAUUUAGAAACUUGGCUAAACCAAUGGGAGCACAAACUGAUGACCGCCUAGCUCAGUAUAAGAAACGUUAUAAGGACUGGGAGGAUCCCAAUGGAGAGACACCAGCUUAUCAUUAUGGGACUCAUUAUUCUUCUGCAAUGAUAGUUGCCUCUUAUUUAGUCAGAAUGGAGCCAUUUACUCAGAUAUUUCUUCGACUACAGGGCGGCCAUUUUGAUCUUGCUGAUCGAAUGUUUCAUAGUGUGCGUGAGGCAUGGUAUUCUGCUUCCAAGCACAACAUGGCUGAUGUCAAGGAACUCAUUCCAGAAUUCUUUUAUCUACCAGAAUUCCUCCUUAACUCUAACAACUUUGACCUGGGUUGCAAACAAAAUGGCACAAAACUGGGAGACGUUCUUCUUCCCCCUUGGGCUAAAGGAGACCCCCGAGAAUUCAUUCGUGUACACAGAGAGGCUCUAGAAUGUGACUAUGUCAGCGCUCAUCUGCAUGAAUGGAUCGAUUUGAUCUUUGGGUACAAGCAACAAGGUCCACCAGCUGUGGAAGCAGUUAAUGUCUUCCACCACCUCUUUUACGAAGGCCAAGUGGACAUUUACAACAUCAAUGACCCGCUAAAAGAAACCGCUACCAUAGGCUUUAUUAAUAACUUUGGGCAAAUCCCCAAACAGUUAUUCAAAAAACCUCAUCCACCAAAGCGUGUCAGGAGUCGAAUAAAUGGAGAGUUGACAUCAAUGUCUAUGCCACUGGGAUCUGCAUGUGACAAAAUCUUUUUCCAUCAUUUGGACAAUCUGAGGCCUUCUCUUGCUCCUGUUAAAGAACUGAAGGAGCCCGUGGGGCAAAUAGUUUGCACAGAUAAAGGAAUCCUGGCUGUAGAACAAAACAAGGUUCUUACUCCCCCUACCUGGAACAAGUCUUUUGCUUGGGGCUAUGCAGACCUCAGUUGCAGGCUAGGAACCUAUGAGUCUGACAAGGCGGUUGUUGUGUACGAGUGCCUAUCUGAAUGGGGACAGAUUUUGUGUGCUAUUUGCCCAAACCCUAAAAUGGUGAUAACAGGAGGGACAAGCACGGUGAUCUGUGUGUGGGAAAUGGGAACUUCAAAAGAAAAAGCCAAAACCCUCACUCUGAAGCAGGCUCUGAUUGGACACACUGAUACGGUGACGUGCUUGACUGCGUCAUUAGCCUAUCACAUAGUUGUGAGUGGAUCUCGGGACCGCACAUGCAUCAUCUGGGAUUUGAACAAGCUUGCAUUUGUAACACAGCUACGUGGUCACAGAGCUCCAGUAUCUGCCCUCUGUAUAAAUGAACUAACUGGAGACAUAGUGUCUUGUGCGGGUACGUACAUCCACGUGUGGAGCAUUAACGGCAAUCCCAUAGUCAGCGUGAAUACGUUCACUGGAAGAAGCCAGCAGAUUUUAUGUUGCUGCUUGUCUGAAAUGAAUGAAUGGGACACGCAGAACGUUUUUGUCACUGGUCAUUCAGAUGGGGUAGUUCGUUUUUGGAGAAUGGAAUUUUUGCAAGUUCCAGAGACACCAGCUCCAGAACCAGCUGAUGCCAUUGAGAUACCAGAUGACUGCACAGAAGCACAUAUAGAUACAGGACAUGAAGCCCAGGAUGAUGACAGCAGUGACUCUGAUGUUGAAGAUCAAAGUGUCAGCCAGGAAUCCAGGCCACGGGAGAACCAGUCUCAGCCCAGCAAUAUACCACAUCGCCCUAGAGCAUCCUCAGCCAGAGCUGGCCUAGCUGCUUGGACAACAGAUAGUGGAUCAGAGGACUCUAAACAGUGGUCAGAUCAGCUGAGCUUAGAUGAAAAAGAAGGCUUUAUCUUUGUAAACUAUUCAGAAGGUCUAUCCAAAGUACAGAUCCCGCAGGUCCAGAGUGGUGCACCACUGAGCCAAUCAGAAGUGCGGCACUAUAACAAGCUGAAGAUUGGCUACAGAUGGGAGCGCCAGUUGGUAUUUAGAAGCAAGCUCACUAUGCACACAGCAUUUGAUCGGAAAGACAAUACACAUCCUGCAGAGAUUACAGCUCUGGGUAUCUCCAAGGAUCACAGUAGGAUAUUAAUUGGAGACAGUCGAGGACGGGUGUACAGCUGGUCUGUCAGUGAUCAGCCAGGGCGAUCUGCAGCGGAUCACUGGGUGAAAGAUGAAGGGAUGGACAGCUGUUCAGGAUGCACAGUGCGGUUUUCUCUUACCGAAAGGCGACACCACUGCAGAAAUUGUGGACAGCUCUUUUGCCAAAAGUGCAGUCGUUUCCAGUCGGAGAUUAAGCGCCUGAAAAUUUCUUCUCCCGUACGUGUUUGUCAGAACUGCUACUAUAACUUGCAGCAUGAACGCGGCUCUGAGGAAGGGUCAAGGAACUAGAAACACUUUGUCUACUAGUUUCAAGAUUCUAAUGGAGGCCUUCCAUAAUUUUGCGAUCAUUAUUAUUUCCAACUGAAUUAACGACUCAAAGGCAUUAAGAAAACAAAUUGAUCACAUUUCAGUUUACAUGUAUAUUUGUACUGUGCUCUAUACACUGCAAGAAAAAAAAGGGAUCACUCAACUUGCUUACUGCUAUGGUUUUAGAUAUUAGAAAUUAACUGAAACAGAAAGACACAUGAUCUUUCAUGCACAUAUAUGUAAAGCAGCUCCAAUGCUAUGUCUGCAGGCUGAGAAUCAAUGUCCUCUUUACCUUAUAUUUUGUGGAAACUGUUGUUACAAAAUUCUAAUUAUAAAUUAAUUGACACUUAGGAAGAAAGCAGACUUACAGCUGUGUACAGUUUUUUUUGUAAAUAAUAUAUUGACCUUUUUAAAUGAAAUCUAAACUUAAUUGCUUGUAACAUCAGACUAAACUCAAGAAAUAUAUAAUCUAUAUACUUUGUUAGUACUCUUAUUUCUUUCAGCAGACUGAACCAUGUGUGUUUUAAAAGUACCUCUUUAUUUGUGUAUGAUGGAACCGUGUGAGGAUUAUUAGAUGCAACGCUCUUUGUAAUAACGGACUAUACAAAACAGUGAAAAGCUGGAGUAAACUUUAACAGGUCUCAACCCUAUUUGUAUAUUUGUUUUUUUAAGUUGGUACACAUCUUAUGUUUUUAGGUUGCAUAUUGUAAAUUGUAAGAAUUUUUUUUAUGAAUUUAUGAUCUAAAAUGAUAAAUGGGUUUGUCUUUUUUUUUAUUUUAAGAAAAAAAAAUCUUGCAAUAGAAAAUGACAUCAUGUAUGUUUAUUUUAACGCACUAUUAUUUGUAUAUUUUCCUUUUUUUUAAAAAAAAAUUAUACAGAGCAGUCAGGGCACUGGUUGUACCGACGUUCUUGAGACUAAGCCAUUUCAAUCUGCUAUAAAGCCCCAAUGAGAGUUCUCGCUUUGCCUUGAACUCAUUUUCUAAUUGUGUAUAAUGCUCACUAGAAAGAUCUGCCUUUGUAGAAAUAUAACUUACUUGAGCUGAAAUUUGUUGUGUUAGCUACAUAUUUUGACAAGCUGUUAUGAGAAUGAGGUUUAAACAUUGGAGCUGGCAAAGGGUCCUAAACAUUUUUAAGUUAGUCCAGUAUAUAUAUAUAUAUAUAUAUAUAUUAUAUAUAUAUAUAUAUAUAUAUAUAUAUAUAAUCAAUUUAUUUAUUAACAAUAAAUGGCAAUGUUAAUAUAUGCAAAAAAUAAUCAAGAGUAACUACCAAAAUAAUUUAAUAGAUAGCUGUACAAAUUCAACUAGUCUUUUUAAUUUUAUUUUUCAAAUUUUAACCUGAUUACAAGAACAAUAUGUCACCAAAGGUAAAUAUACAGUGUAAAAAAAAUGCCUUUUUUAUUUGUUUUCCUGUUUGCAAAAUUAAUUGAAUUAACACAUUAACUUAUGUGUUGAUACUAGGAAGGAAAUAUAUAUGCAAAACUACAUAAUUAAUUUUGUAAUAAAAACAAAACCGUACUGAAAAAAAAAAAAAGAUUUUUUUAAGUUGUCGAUCUUAAAAUAUGUAUUCAUUUUAAACGAUUAGUCCCAUUAAUGUAAUCAUGCUUUUAUGUAGUGGACACAUGGAUUCAGUGGCUUUUGGCAGAUGGUGUUUAUUAACCUCAAAGGUGAUAAUUGGUUUGAGCCACCAAACGUAAAAUUUAAUAUACAUUGAUGACCCUUCUAUAAUGCAACAUAAUUGUAAUGCACAGCACCUUACUAGCCUCAUUAAAAAGAUCAAAAGUAAUAGAUUUCUGCUUCAGUACUGAAAAGACCUGGGGUUUUUUUACAGUCUCAUUAUAAAGGUCUUAACAGCAAUGAAAGUGUAAUUGUUUGUGGCUACUCGAUGGGGUAAUGCCAAAUUCUAAAGGAUUAUUUAUAUCCAGUAGAUAUUGGCAAUUAUUAUAUUUAGCAAACUGUCCUUCUCUUUGCUACCAAUGCAAAAGAAAAAGAAAAGAAAAACAAAACAGGAGAAGCGUAUAGCUUGUUUCUAUUUCCUUAUACAAAAAUAUAUAUAUUAUGCAUAUAUGUUCUGCCUAAUUAUACUAAGGUUGUACAAAACCAUUUAGUUUAUCUCCUAUUGUGAAUCUCAUUUCUACAUGCCUUGUUCUGCCUAUCACACUAAUGCAAGCAAUCAUGUAUUCUCAGUAUAUUUGUAGGUAGUAUUCAAUUAUAUUGUCAUGCUUACAGAUUAGGCAAGCAAACACUUUGUAAGAUAGGCUGUCAUAUAUUCAUUAGCAGAACACUUUAGAUAAAUUAUUUUGCACCUUCUUUUGUACAGUAGCUGUAGUAGCCAAAUUUUAUUUUAUUUUGUGCUCUGUAUUACUUAAAGCCUUUUUUUGGUUUUAAUAACAAAAAUGAAAUAAAAAAAAUAAAAACUGUGUAUAAAAAAAAAUAUUUAUGCAGUUGAAAGAAGCAAAAAAAAAAUUUAGGAAGUAUUUUAAUUUCAGCAAGUUUUGUUACUUGUUGCAUGACUAUUAACACAGCUGACUUUUUGUGUCAGUGCAAUGUAUAUUAUUUUUAUUUUUUUUUGUCCUGUUAUAAACUUGUAUGCCCUUAUACACAGCCAUUUUCUUUGUACAGCAGCAAACGUUAUUGGAGUAUAGCUGGCUAAGACAGAAGUGUGGAAUUUUGUAAUAAAGUAUUGCAAAAUCCAGUGUCUGUUGUGGUUUUUUUUUUUUUUGGUGGUUGAAUGUACAAGGCUCGGGAAGAUUUACAAGCGGCAAUCUGUAAUAUCUGGAUGUUCAUUGCAGAACUGUCUCUAAUGCAAAGAGUAGAGUAAUACAAUAACUUAACUAAAUGCAAUAGGUCAGGUUUUUUCCCCCAUUGUUGUUUGUUUUUUCAUUACAAAUAAAUACUUGCUAUUUCCCACCAAAA